CCCAUUCACCUGUCGUUACACACCAGUUAUUUCACUUACGCAACUUCUGCGCAGGUUCUACUCGGCUCUAACACUAUCACUCAUCCAUGAGGAACACCCCUCGUAGUCGAAUCAGUAUAGCGGGGAGCGCUUGACGCGAUGCUACUAUGCAGUAUAUUGCGUGGAGCGUUAUCCGCGUCAUUCGGCACCAUUGUGCAGAUUGCGAUCUUUUUACUGCAAAACGCCAAUAUCUCAAGAGUGCUCGCGUCCAUGCCACCAGGAGCCGAAGACGAGAUUAUCCUAAUCGAACAUCUGCCGGGACGGAGGGUGCAUCUUCAGGAUUUCUUUUGGACCGGCCUGGAAGACGCUCCACCGUGGAUGGAUCCCAAUCAGGGCUUAACAUUCUACGAGACGAAAACAGUCGUUCACACCGUCACAGUUCACACCCCGACCGAUGAGAAGAGUCCGUUAGACCCUAUAUCUCCUCAUCGCCCAGACACUUACAAUCCAGAAUGCGUUACGUGCAUAGAACCGACACCCAGGUUAGACGAUGAUGACGAUCAGAGCAUCGGAGUCCUUAUCGGAGAUGAUCCGGGCCCAAGGUACUGGCUGUUGACGGUUCUUCGACCAGGUGAAGCCGUACCACCCAAAGUCGAGCUUCGUUUAGCUCGUUUGUAUCGAGCUGCAUUUUCCAGACAGCAGCAACGGCAUCUUGGUCUACUGUCGACAGAUCCACGGUCCCGAAGAGAUGCCCUGUUACGUAGCUUAAUUAAUCGAAAGAAUAUACAAGAACAUCUUGGAACUUCGUCCCAAGUGAGAGCUCCGCUCCGGGAAGAGGUUUCUGCAAAUACAACCGAAGUUCAAUCACCCGAAUUAACGAUUGGCACCGCCGAGAGCCCAUCGACUCACGCAGGAACCGAAGCGAGCGUGUCAAAUGUAGUCGACGACAAAUACCCUUCGAACGUCUCGCACGUCCAGUCUAUGAGGAUGAUCGAAAUCCCCAGGCCGAAAAAGAUGCUGCUACCGAUGUUGGACGUCGACGCAGCAAACGACGAUUACGAAAAAUCUACGAAAGACGAUGUCGCUCUGAAGAAGAUAAAAACGCUCGCAAAAACGUUGAAAGGGGAAACGAAAUCCUUGUCUACACAGGACGAUGAAUCUGUAACCGCCGAUUCAGCGCAUCCUGAUCUCAAUGCACUUGACAAUUCCAGCAAGCAGUCCACGCCAGAGGUAACGCCGACUCCCACGUCUAACUCAAAACCGAAUGCUGACAGCAUCUCUAGAAAUCGAUCUAAUGAUAACGAAGUUGCGAGUGUACGCUCAAGAUUGCGUUUAGCGGACGGUUCGAUUCCGGGGGUCGUGAAGGUCAGAAUGCAGAACACGAGCGUUAUCGAGGGUGGCGCAACGAGAUUGAUUUAUUCUGUUCAUCUCGACGAUAAGCCCGUUCCAGCUGAAACGGCCGCGAGAGACAUGGCGCUCAUCUCGCCCCAGGAAGUCGCUCUGGAGCUCGGUGCACCGGUAAUUAUUCAAAGCGAACCUUAUCUGAAAGAGAGCAGACCUCUGGCCCUGUCGAGGAGGAGAGACGCGUGGCUGCUGAUUGGUGCUGCCAGCGCGGGCGUCGUUAUGUUAAUCUUCGUUCUCGCCGGCUUAAUCUUGGCUGCCAAAAGGAAAAGGGCACACAGCGCUGCCGUCGCACCGCCUAACAAAAGUAUUCUUAAAAAGGAACGUGAACAUGCAAGCGCGAUGUCCGGUCUCGAUAAUGCUGCAUUCUCAACGUCGGAAACGGAAAUUAAAACCGAUGGUACCAGUCAGCGGCAGACUCCGCAUACUUUAUCCCGUACUCCGAUCACGCCCGACACGCCCGACAGUAUGGAAUUAGGUAUUCACGAGAUCUCCAGCGACGACGACGAAGAACCAAAGAGAACCCGCGAGUCGAUCCCUUGGGACACUGAACACGCAGCUAAAAAAGCAAGAGUAUCUCGUGGAAGAAUGACGAGAAGGAACGCGAUGGAUCGGACCGGGUCACCGGACUCGUUAACCGAUCAUAUAGAGACACUGGAGUCGUUGGAGAAUGGUUAUGUAAAACACAAGGAAGAGUCUACCGCUUCACCGCGAUCUUAUUUAUCAAUGCCCUCGUGCAAGCAGUUUCCUAGUAUGCGUAGCGUAGAACCACUGUCAAGAGUGUUGGAACCCGUCACGGUCAGGCACUUAGACAUCGAUUCUCCCGAGUUAGUGCGUCACGAUAGAGACGACAAUGCCGACGACACGUUCCUCGCAAGAACGUCGAGUGCUUCAAAGGAUCCCGGAGCUGUAGGGCCGAUUGUUUGGAGUCUCAGGAAGCAAAUAUUUUCGACAGAAGAUUCCACUUGUCUAAAGGUAAUGGUACAUCCGAAGCAGAUGUCGAUGGAGUGUACCAUCUACCAUCCGGACCCGUGGGCCGCGCCAGGAGGCGACUCCACGAGUUGCUCGAGGACUCCUUCAGCCUCUUCGGAAGUAGAGACGUCAAAAUCAGAGAGCCGCAACGAUCGCCGCACCGAUCGCCGCAGCCGCCGAUCCCCGUUCCACGUACAGCGGACACACUCGCGAUACUUUCGGAAACCAGAGGCAAAUCCGCCCACGUCAGGUACAUAUCCUUCUUCUUCUUCCUCCUCUUCUAACAGCCCAGUAGCAACGCCAACGAUGGAAAUGAAAACGCGACCCCGUACAUCAGUACGACGUAAAGGUCUGGACGAGGAUAUCCCGGAAACCGGCCAAACUGAAUCACUUCAGCCUCGCGGUGCAUGGGGAUCAAGGCCACUCAGCGCGGGUCCAUUUCAUAGACCGAAUUUACCGGAAGUGGACACCAGGCGUAUAUUAGCGGACAGCAGGCUUCCACCGGAAGAUCCCGCGGUACCAUUAAUCGCGUCAAUCAAAAAAGAACUUGAAAAAUUUUCACCCCAGUAGAGCCUAGCAGCAAGUGCAAUAGAAUUAAUAAUUUAAAUCCUCGCUAAGUGAUAUACUAAUCUUAAGUUGAAAAACAGUGUAAAUAUUCAAUCAAUCUUUUCCACAAAAUUUUAUAACUCAAUAUCAACGUUUUCCAUUAUACAUGGACUAUAAUAUAACGAAGCAAAACAUUUUACACAUAUCUCUUCAAGAAAGAGUGAAAAGCCACUUCUUGGGCUCUAACACCCUUUCAUUUUCGCUCCCAUGAUUUACGGGUAAGAAUACUACGACUUUUAUGUAUGUGUACUAGUAUAUUACUUGUACACAUUUUACACAUAUCAUAUUUACACGAAAAUAGAAGCAUUACAGUAAAAAAACGAAAAAUAAGCCGUAGUUUUCAUAUCGUACUUUUUCUUGUUACAAAUCAAAAUUGUGCCAGCAAGUUUAACUUAUUAAUCACUGUAUAUAUAUCAUUACUUUAAACAUAGAAUGCAUUUACAAACUUAAUACAAUAAAAUCAUGCAUAGAAGGUUUGACUGAUUAAACUAUAAAAAUAUUAAGAGAAAAACUUCUAUAACUGAUUAGUUCAACAUAUGAAUAUCUCUGUAACUCAUUAUCAGAUAAAAUGCAAUAAACUCGUAUAAUAUGUGUAAUCUAA
Molecule: messenger RNA, 3559 nt
Organism: Monomorium pharaonis (pharaoh ant)
Lineage: Eukaryota; Metazoa; Arthropoda; Insecta; Hymenoptera; Formicidae
Exons: 10
Coding region: 139-2922 (927 amino acids)
Source: RefSeq, a predicted model, not a curated record